Messenger RNA from Ruditapes philippinarum (Manila clam), 2411 nucleotides. Its product is annotated as zinc finger protein 271-like. Gene Ontology annotation, biological process: regulation of transcription by RNA polymerase II. Gene Ontology annotation, cellular component: nucleus. The coding region runs from base 1043 to 2329 and encodes 428 amino acids. The transcript is spliced from 4 exons. Gene Ontology annotation, molecular function: DNA-binding transcription activator activity, RNA polymerase II-specific; RNA polymerase II cis-regulatory region sequence-specific DNA binding. The record is from RefSeq and is a predicted model, not a curated record. Lineage: Eukaryota; Metazoa; Mollusca; Bivalvia; Venerida; Veneridae.
AAUUAAGAUUAUUUUCUGUACUGUUUAAAGUUUACUUUAUCACAAUCUUUUAUAAUUAAAAAGUAAAAGAGAUAGAAUUUAGCAACACAUCGUUUUACAGCCGCUACACGAAAUAGAGAAUACAUUACAUACAAAAGGCUAAAUGCACAUAUUCCAACACUCCUAGCUAAAUACUUUUACUAAGAAUCAAGCCUACUUUCAAGGUCGGAAAUAGUAUACAUAUGUAGGCUAUGUCUUUGUUUGUUAUUGACCUUUUCGAAAACCUAGCUAAACUCUGUUUUCCGGUACGUUACGGAUUAAGCUGUCGGGAAUUACAUCAAAUGAACUACAUAACACUAUUACAUGAUAUUUCUAUUUUUAUAUCAAUAUUCUGCCGUUUAAGGUGAAAAGUCUAAGACUUGAUGUGUUUGAAAAUAAGUCAUACCCCCUUUAGGUGAAUUACCCAAAGCUAUGUACAGAAUAGGUGAAUUACCCAAAACUAUGUACAGAAAGUACCUGAAAAUGGCAUUUAGCUAGGUCUUCGAAUUCGUGAAUAUAUGCUUUACAUUGAUCUAUUUCCAGUAUGUGGUGGUUACAUUGUCGGAAUAACAUCAAGUGGCCAAAACAAAUUUUUCUGAUACAUCAUGCAAGAGAUCGGAAAACAGUACUCUAAGAGAAGUUCAGUUGAUAAAUUGGACCAAAUAGACGCGAAUACUCAGAUUAGGACAGACACAGAUAUUUAUAUUGUAUUGCUUUCAUGCCAACACAAUCAAGUAAAAGGUAAUGGAGAUUCAUUGUCACUAAAAUAGAUGUCACUUUUAAAGUUUUCAUAUACAUAUCACAUAUUCAUCAUUGGAAGGAACUUUUUUUAUUUUGACAUACAAGUUUCAUGUGCUGCAAAUUGAAUCAGGAAAUACAGGCAGACAAGCUGGAAAGUAAAGGCAGACUUUGUGGGAAACGUGUUGAAAGAAAUAAGAUGCUCAGCUGAUGUAAAUUACUAAAAUGACACAUUAAUGUGAAGUUUGUGAUAACACAUAUAAUCAACAAAGUUCUCUGAACACACAUGCAAAUACACACUGGCGAGAAAAAUCAUAAAUGUAUUAUGUGUGAUAAAGGAUUUUCUCUACAAAGUAAUUUGAACAUUGAUAUGGAAAUACACACUGGCGAAAAGAAUCUUAAAUGUAACAUGUGUGAUAAAGGAUUUUCUAAACGGAGUAAUUUGAACAAGCAUAUGACAAUAAACACUGGCGAGAAGAAUCAUAAAUGUAAAGUGUGUGAUAAAGCAUUUUCUCAACAAAAUCAUUUGAACCAGCAUAUGACAAUACACACUGGUGAGAAGAAUCAUAAAUGUAAAGUGUGUGAUAAAGCAUUUUCUCAACAUAGUAAUUUGAACCAGCAUAUGACAAUACACACUGGCGAGAGGAAUCAUAAAUGUAAAGUGUGUGAUAAAGCAUUUUCUCAACGAAGUGAUUUGAACAAGCAUAUGACAAUACACACUGGCGAGAAGAAUCAUAAAUGUAAAGUGUGUGAUAAAGCAUUUUCUCAACAAAGUAAUUUGAACCAGCAUAUGAUAAUACACACUGGCGAGAAGAAUCAUAAAUGUAAAGUGUGUGAUAAAACAUUUUCUCUACAACAUAUUUUGAUCAGGCAUAUGAAAAUACACACUGGUGAGAAGAAACAUAAAUGUAAAGUGUAUGAUAAAGCAUUUUCUUUACAAAGUAAUUUGAUCAGUCAUAUUACAAUACACACUGGCGAGAAGAAUCAUAUAUGUAAAGUGUGUGAUGAAGCAUUUUCUGAACAAAUUGAUUUUAACAAGCAUAUGACAAUACACACUGGCGAGAAGAAUCAUAUAUGUAAAGUGUGUGAUAAAGCAUUUUCUGUACGAUGUAAUUUGAACCAGCAUAUGACAAUACAUACUGGUGAUAAAAAUCAUAAAUGUACACUGUGUGAUAAAGCAUUUUCUCAACGGGGAUCUUUGAUCAGGCAUAUGAAAAUACACGCUGAUGAGAAGAGUCAUAAAUGUAACGUGUGUGAUAAAGAAUUUUUUCAACAAGUAUAUUUGAUCAGACAUAUGACAGUACACACUGGCGAGAAGAAUUAUAUAUGUAAAGUGUGUGAUAAAGCAUUUUCUCUGCAACAUAAUUUGAUCAGGCAUAUGAAAAUACACACUGGCGAAAAGAAUCAUCAAUGUAAAAUUUGUGGUAAAGCAUUUUCUCAAAGCAGUAUUUUAAACAAGCAUAUGACAAUACACACUGGAAAGAAGAGUCAUGAAUGUACAAUGUGUGAUAAAGCAUUUUCUGUACAAAGUUAUUUGAUCAGGCAUAUGAAUAUACACACUGGGGAAGGUUAAUAAAAGUAAAAACUACACGCAAAAAGUGUGAUAUAUUUCGCAUGAUCAAUCAAUAUACUUUAAAGAAAGUUUUGGCAAAACU